Arabidopsis lyrata subsp. lyrata is the source of this 1771-nucleotide messenger RNA. Its product is annotated as probable magnesium transporter NIPA3. The record is from RefSeq and is a predicted model, not a curated record. The coding region runs from base 385 to 1491 and encodes 368 amino acids. The transcript has 9 exons. Gene Ontology annotation, cellular component: membrane. Gene Ontology annotation, biological process: magnesium ion transport. NCBI's taxonomy places the organism in Eukaryota, Viridiplantae, Streptophyta, Magnoliopsida, Brassicales, Brassicaceae. Gene Ontology annotation, molecular function: magnesium ion transmembrane transporter activity.
CUAAUUAAUUCGCUAUAGUAAAUAUCGUUUUAUUAUGUCACUAGAAAUAUAAAUUUUAAAAAUUUUAGAGGUGGUUGCAUUAAGAGAAUUCUUUGCCUAAAGAAAAAAAAAAUGAGUGCUUGAGAAAUCUUACCUUUCUCGUAAUUUUAGAUGCUUCUUCAUCGCUACAAUUUCUCUCCUUUCACUCUUCUUCUACGCUCUUGUCUUUAUAUCCGAUCUACCUCGUUUCCUUUCAAAUCCCUAAAUCGUCUCCUAUAUCCUCUCACAAAUGGACAAACCCAAGAUCUGAAAAGCUUAUGUCUUUUCUCUUCCCAUCGCCUGAUUCGAGCCUAAAGCUCGGUUUUUUUCUUCUGGGUAUUUAGGGUUUUAGGGUAUUGUAGAAUCAUGGCGAGUUUGAGUGGGAGUUGGAGAGAUGCGUAUAAAGGAAUGUCGUCGGAUAAUAUAAAAGGUUUAGUCUUGGCUUUAUCUUCGAGCUUAUUCAUUGGUGCUAGUUUCAUUGUUAAGAAGAAAGGUCUCAAGAGAGCUGGUGCUUCUGGUCUCAGAGCAGGUUCUGGAGGUUACUCUUACCUGCUUGAGCCUCUCUGGUGGGUAGGCAUGAUAACGAUGAUUGUUGGGGAAAUUGCCAAUUUUGCCGCUUAUGCCUUUGCGCCUGCCAUUUUAGUAACUCCUCUCGGUGCUCUCAGCAUAAUUAUCAGCGCUGCUCUUGCUCAUGUCAUCCUACACGAAAAGUUGCAUACUUUUGGGCUUCUUGGUUGUGUCUUAUGUGUUGUUGGUUCGAUAACUAUCGUCUUACAUGCUCCUCAAGAACAAGAGAUUGAUUCUGUGUUGCAAGUAUGGAAUCUUGCAACAGAACCUGCUUUUCUUCUCUACGCUGCAGCAGUAGUAGGAGCAGCCAUUAUACUCAUAGUUCAGUUUGUACCACAGUACGGACAGUCACAUGUCAUGGUCUAUAUCGGGGUUUGUUCUCUUGUUGGAUCAUUGUCGGUCAUGAGCGUCAAAGCGCUCGGGAUAGCAUUAAAGCUUACGUAUUCAGGAAUGAAUCAGUUAAUUUACCCUCAGACAUGGGUCUUCUCGCUGAUAGUUCUCACCUGCGUGAUAACCCAAAUGAACUAUCUAAACAAGGCGCUUGACACAUUCAACACGGCUGUAGUUUCACCCAUAUACUAUGUUAUGUUCACAUCGUUGACCAUCCUGGCUAGUGUCAUCAUGUUUAAGGACUGGGAUCGACAGGACGGAACUCAGAUUGUGACGGAGUUGUGUGGGUUUGUGACAAUCCUUUCAGGAACCUUUCUGCUUCACAAAACAAAGGACUUGGUUGAUGGUUCUUCGUCCUCGGGAAAUUUGGUUAUCCGUCUUCCUAAAAAUUUGGAAGAUAGUAAUGGGUUUGAGCAAGAAGGGAUUCCACUCACUCUCAGACGCCAGGAGUGCACCAAGUCGCCAAGGCCAAUGCGUCACCUCAUUCUACCGCAAGACGGUCUUGAAGCUGUGUAAGGAGAUACAAAGUAGAUUCAAUAUAUGUAUACCAGGAGGCUGCAGAGACGGCGUGAAGAAAGGAGAAGAGAAAGAGGAGAGAUAGAUUAUUGUUACAAGUUGCAUAGGGAAUUUUUCACACAUUCAUUUGUUUUGCUUUCUCUAGAUUUUGGUCCUGAAGAGAUGUGAAAUGUGUAGACAGAUUGAUGAACUGUUAUAUAACACAUAAGUAUAGUAAAUUGGUAUCGGUCGUCACAUUUUAGCAAAACAUGUUUCAUUUAUCAUAACAUUGGUCUAAGAA